Quercus robur (English oak) is the source of this 674-nucleotide messenger RNA. Its product is annotated as protein PHOTOSYSTEM I ASSEMBLY 2, chloroplastic. Bases 66 to 443 code for a protein of 125 amino acids. Lineage: Eukaryota; Viridiplantae; Streptophyta; Magnoliopsida; Fagales; Fagaceae. The record is from RefSeq and is a predicted model, not a curated record. The transcript is spliced from 4 exons.
ACUGUUCACACAAAACUCUCAUUAAUAUCCAUUAGAAAUAGCAACAAAUUCUUAAAAUUAAUUAUAUGGCUGAGCUCUCUCUGUGUUGCAAUAGCUUGACUCCUCCGCCACUACCAACAUUUCAGCAUCCUCAUCAAUUUAGUCCAAGGAUACCGAUCGUCAUAGGUGGCAAUGGCAUAGAACUCAGACGUGGAACAACAACAACUACAGCUUUCGCUGCAAAAUCUGGUGGUUUCUCACUUAAUUCGAUCUUGAAAAGUUGUGAAACAUGUGGAGGAAAAGGUGCUCUAGAGUGCUCAGGAUGCAAGGGCACAGGAAGAAACAAAAAGAAUGGAAAUAUUUUUGAGCGCUGGAAAUGUUUUGAUUGCCAAGGAUUCGGGCUAAAGAGUUGCCCUAGCUGCGGGCAGGGUGGGCUGACACCAGAGCAAAGAGGGGAGAGAUAAUAAUGCUUAAGAACUUUGUAGUUAUUUGAAAGGAUGGAAAAACGCAAAAAAAGGCAUAAACUCCUUGUAUACUGAAAACUGUUAGCACGCACAUUGAAUUUGUAUAUUGAACUUCAUGAUUUGAAACUCUAAAAGCUAAGCUUUGUCUGUUUGAUGAGACUUUGGUACCAACUAAGACAAGUACCUAAACUAGUUUUCCUUGAGGAACCAUAACGGAAAGAGUUGAUGCCA